Spodoptera litura is the source of this 1259-nucleotide messenger RNA. Its product is annotated as histone H2A, sperm. The record is from RefSeq and is a predicted model, not a curated record. Gene Ontology annotation, molecular function: DNA binding; protein heterodimerization activity; structural constituent of chromatin. NCBI's taxonomy places the organism in Eukaryota, Metazoa, Arthropoda, Insecta, Lepidoptera, Noctuidae. Gene Ontology annotation, cellular component: nucleosome.
AUGUCCAACCAAUUGAGCACCAAAUUCUAUAUAUUUCUAUAUACACUUAUAAUAUUGUAAUAUUAUGUCUACAAAACCAAGAAAGAACAAGUCGAGAUCUUCAAGAGCUGGACUCCAGUUUCCAGUUGGAAGAAUUCACAAGAUUUUGCGAAAAGGAAAUUAUGCGCCACGAAUUGGGAGCGGAGCACCGAUCUAUUUGGCAGCCGCAUUAGAAUAUCUAGCAGCAGAAAUUUUAGAACUAGCUGCCGAAGCGGCAACAGAUAAUCACAAGGCAAGAGUGAUACCAAGACACAUACUAUUCGCAGUCAGGAACGAUGAAGAACUUAACAAAAUGCUAUCAGGCGUCACGAUAUCGCAAGGAGGCGUGAUGCCGUCGAUAAACCCGAUUCUACUUCCGAAAAAGACUAUGAAAAGUGACAGUUGAAGAGGUAUGCGUUUUGCAGUUCCCUGGUGAAUGACAAGGUCCUGCGAAGCGAUUCUGUAGCACUUCGAAUCGAUAUCGAACCGUUUGGAAAGUAAAGGCAUUUGAUUUUAGUUCUCAGUUUUACGUUUAAAAGUAAUCGUAGCGAGUACGCGUUCGGCGCUCUGAAGGCUUAGUACGAGUUUAUUUUUCAUUUAAAGUAUUCGAAACGAGACGGCGUUUUGUGCUCUGAUUGGUUUGUUCAUUGGAGCCGACCAAUUACAGCGCUGAACGUGUACUCGUUACGUUUUCUUUUAAACGAAAAAGAAACUCGUACUAAGGCUUCUGAUUGGUUGGCUCUUUGGUGCCGGCCAAUCAGAGUGCGGAACGCGUAAUCGUUUCGAAUACUUUAAACGUAAAACAAACUCGUUCUAAGGCCUCUGUAUUCUGCCAAUAAUUAGUAUGAAGUCUCGAGUCUUAAAGUACAAAUAGAUCGGACUGAAUCGUCACCGUACCAUCAAUUUGGUACAGCGGUCCGAUGGUAUCUAUUGAAAAUGUGUAAAAAAUUGCAUUACCUACACACUAUCAAAUAUGGUCCGGAACGGAUAAGUGACGGUUCGGUUCGAUCGUCUAUUUGUGCUUUUACUACGCUUCGAUAGUACUAAUUCUUUAAAGAAAUUAAUGCGUUUCUUAUCAAUAUAGUUCUGUCGAGCUUCGAUAUCGAUUUCUUUCGUUACAGAAUCUCUCUACAGGAAUGCAAUGUUCUUUCUCUUUUUGUUUUUAAAAAACCAAAGUCUGUAAAGGACGGUUUACUUGUGAAUAAUUUAUUAAUUAUAGUAAUAAAUAUUUUUAAUUCUUA